AUGAGCAAAUCAGAAGCAGGAUCUAAGGAGGCGAAGGUGAAUGCUAAGGAUGUUUUAUGGUAUAUACCCAACCAGAUCGGGUAUUUGCGUGUUGUGACGAUGAUUUUGUCGUUGUUUUUGAUGGCGAAGCACCCAUUAUGGACGAUGUGGGUUUAUGGAGUGUCGUGUUUGUUGGAUGCUCUUGACGGUACGAUGGCUCGUAAGUACGGGCAGACGAGUUCAUUUGGCGCUGUUUUGGAUAUGGUGACGGAUAGAUCCACUACGACUGCGUUGAUCUGUUUCUUGUGCGUUGCAUAUCCUGCAUGGUCCCCUAUCUUCCAGCUUCUUGUUGCGUUGGACAUUUCGAGCCAUUACAUCCACAUGUAUGCGACUUUGAGCACUGGAUCGCAGUCGCACAAGGCGAUCGAGAAGGAGCAAUGGCUCCUCAAUUUGUACUACACGAAGCGUAAAGUACUUUUCUCGAUCUGUGCGUUGAACGAGAUGUUCUACAUGGGCUUGUACAUCAUGGCAUUUCCUCAGUUCAGAUCGUACGCAGUUCCUGUUCUAGGGCAAGUGCACAUCGGUGGUGUCAUUGCCCUUGUAUGUUUGCCCGGCUAUAUCUUCAAGCAGAUCGCCAACGUCGUGCAAUUGAACCGUGCUGCCUUGAUGUUGGCGAACAAAGACGCUGCCGAAGCUACGGAGAGAAGAUUGAAGCAGAAGCACAAUUGA
Molecule: messenger RNA, 708 nt
Organism: Kluyveromyces marxianus DMKU3-1042
Lineage: Eukaryota; Fungi; Ascomycota; Saccharomycetes; Saccharomycetales; Saccharomycetaceae
Gene: PIS1
Product: CDP-diacylglycerol--inositol 3-phosphatidyltransferase
Exons: 1
Coding region: 1-708 (235 amino acids)
Biological process (GO): phosphatidylinositol biosynthetic process
Cellular component (GO): membrane; Golgi apparatus
Molecular function (GO): CDP-diacylglycerol-inositol 3-phosphatidyltransferase activity
Source: RefSeq, a predicted model, not a curated record